This is a messenger RNA of Trypanosoma cruzi, 921 nucleotides long. RefSeq names its product ATP synthase F1 subunit gamma protein, putative. The transcript has a single exon. The record is from RefSeq and is a predicted model, not a curated record. The coding region runs from base 1 to 921 and encodes 306 amino acids. Gene Ontology annotation, biological process: proton motive force-driven ATP synthesis. Lineage: Eukaryota; Euglenozoa; Kinetoplastea; Trypanosomatida; Trypanosomatidae. Gene Ontology annotation, molecular function: proton-transporting ATP synthase activity, rotational mechanism.
AUGUCAGGAAAACUCCGCCUGUACAAGGAAAAACUUGAGGGAUAUAAUCGUUUUUAUUCGAUUGUUAAAACGAUAAAAAUGGUGACCCUUGCCAAAUAUCGAACUGCUCAAGGUCGAGUCAAAACACGUGACUUUACACUUCGUUAUACUGAAAAGGCUUUCAGCAAGCCUCAUGCCUCCGAGAAAGAAGCUGUAGCUUCCGCGAAAAACGCUCUUGUUUACAUUCCGAUUACUACGAAUCGAGGCUCUUGUGGGGCUUUGAACAGCAAUACGAUUCGCUGCAUUGAUCUUGUUGCGUCAAAUAAGAUGGUACUAAUGCCUAUUGGUAAAAGGGGAAUUGAUUCCCUGUCAAAACUUUAUCCUAAUGAGUUUAAAUAUGGCAUUAUAAAUGAUAUGAGGGAACCAAUGCAUUUUGCAUACGCGACAUACAUUUUGGAAAACGCUUUCAACGUUUCUGAGGAAGCGGACCGUUAUCAAGUCAUUUUUCAUCGCUUUGUCUCUGCAGGUGUUCAGAAACAUGCUGUGUAUAAUAUUCCUUCUUUUGAGAAGUGGAAGGAAGACCUUGCCGACGCCGCUAGUACUGAGAAUCAGAAGAGUCGUUACCUUUUUGCCAAUGCUCUGCAGAAUGAGGAGGAGCAAUUUAUCCGGGAUUUUUACGAUUUCCAUGCCUCUCUUGCGAUACUUAACGCAGUUGGGGAAAAUGAGCUUUCCGAGCAGGCUGCACGAUUGGUGGCAGUUGAGGGUCAGUUGACAAACAUCAGCACCUUGAAGCAACGAACAAGUUCAUUGUACAACAAGACUCGUCAGUCCGGUAUCACCGCGGCUCUUAUUGAAAUCCUUUCAGCCAUGAGCUCUCUGGAGGGAAGCACCACCAAGGGCGUUCAGCGCAACAAAUUCUGGGAAGGGUCGAAAAUUAAUUAG